CCAACACCGACCUUGCACAUUGCCUUCACCAAACUAUCCAUGGAAGAAAUAAAACUUACUCCUGGUCUUUCUGAAGAAGGAAGACGUUUGUUGAGACUGUUGAAAGAUAUUCCUUUAGACCCUGUUGAGAUACUUGAAGAAAUUCCGAAUACUUUAUAUGCUUUUCGCGAUUCUAUUACAGCAGAGAAUCGUCCGGCGUGCCUUGGCCUUUUAGAAACAUUAUUAGGAUGCUUUGAGUUACCAUUACCAGAUGAACCUAUUGUUAAAGCCCUUGAAAAGCUGUUGGAGCCGAUGAGUUGGAACGAUUUGAAACAAUUUGGCAUUGAAGCAUAUUUGGUAACAGGUUUAGAACAGCCUUCCCCUGAAGUGCAGGAUUUUUGUCUUAAAUUAAUUCGAAGAGCAAAUUGGCAAGAAAAAGAUGUUUCUGAGAACCUUUUUGACUUAGUCCUCACUUGCUUGAAUUCUCAGAGUAUUGGAGUUUCUGAAGAAGCGUUUCAGCUUCUUUUAGACAUGUCUGAUUACUGUUUUUACUUUGAUCAGAUUGUGCAAGAGUUUACAGAUAUGGAUUAUGAGAUCUUGGAUACCACUCUAAAAGUACGCUGGCUAUUGCUUUUCGCUAAACUUGCAAUCAAAUCCCCGGAAUAUAUGAAUAAACUAGUAAAGAAAGGAAGAUUGAUAUUUGAUAUUGACGAAAAUGAUGAUAUUUUUUUACGACUUUGUUAUGUUGAUGUGUUGUCCAUAUUAUUGGAUACCCAAUUUACAUUCGAGUACAUUUCAUCGGAUAAUCCAAAACCAUUAGACCAAAUCAUAAGAUGCUUUCAGAAAGAAACGAACUCUUUUACGGAUCAUAUUGGUCUCACAUUUCUCCCAAUCCUCUGCCAGAAAUUUCCUGGCAUAUAUCGAGCAAUCGAUGAACAGUAUGAUCUCUUUAAUAUUGUUCGUCAAAGAAUUUUUAAGAAAGACUCCACUUCCGUUCUUUUAUAUGGCCAUUUUCUAGCUAGUGAGAUCAUUACUAAACUCUUAAUCCAGAAAUACGAAGUGGAGUCAUCUGAAGGAUACAUUCCUUAUCCUUUGCUACGUAUGUUGUUAAUGGAUGAUACAGGCUUUACCGCUUUAGCCACGGCCUUACAGCAGCCAAAUUCGGGUUUAUGGGCUAAGCUUUGGGAGAAUCUACCUGGCGAUAGUAUAUCGAGUAUUAUGAAGGCUUCAUCUUCACCUCUUCGUCGAACUCGCCAGUUGGGAUAUCAAUGUCUACUUCAUAUCGCACAAAGAUCGCCUAUCCAAAUUGCGUCCCGAGCGUUUGCCAUCGAAUAUUUGUUGGCAACAGAUGGUGAUCAUGAAACCUGUGUGCUCCGUUAUGAGGUUUUACGAACUCUGUGGGAAUCAUCAAAUGAAGGAAAUGAAUUGCCAUUAGGAAGAUAUCAAGAUGAAAUCCAAAGACGUCUUCAGCGGGGUGUUUUUCCUGGUCCCUCAUCUACUUUGAAAAUUGCUGCAGAGACAGCUUAAUUUUAGAGAUAUGGUUAAAAAUCAAUUCAUAGUUUAUUGAAUGUGUUUAUAGUUAAAAUGCAAUGCAAAGGUACGAGUGAUGCUUAAUCAGAUUAUAGAAUCGGCUUAUGGAAUUGUAGAUGAAUUAUAUUCCACUCAUGUACCCAGCCUAAUUAGAAGAUGGGAUUGUUUUUCUUGAAUUUGUUAAAUACCUAAUGACUUUAGGGAAGAAAGUUCUUUGACUCCAUGAUUCGUCUAUGCUUCCUUUUUAUGUCUAUCGUUAGCAGAGAGUAUUAAGUUAGAAGACGUGGAGCCAUGAAGAUCCUAAGAAUUAUUUUUCUGUUAUUGGCUUAAAAGGCAUCAGGUAGCUAAAUUAUAGUUAACAUAUUUUAUUUUCAGCUUAGUCUAUGUUCACCAUUUUGUAUAAAUUCUAUAUAGAAAUCUAACUAUUAAGGAACCUUUGGAUAUAUUAAUAUUUAAAUAAUAAGGGUUUAAUUAAAG
Molecule: messenger RNA, 1986 nt
Organism: Schizosaccharomyces cryophilus OY26
Lineage: Eukaryota; Fungi; Ascomycota; Schizosaccharomycetes; Schizosaccharomycetales; Schizosaccharomycetaceae
Product: 26S proteasome non-ATPase regulatory subunit
Exons: 1
Coding region: 40-1506 (488 amino acids)
Biological process (GO): proteasome assembly
Cellular component (GO): cytosol
Source: RefSeq, a predicted model, not a curated record